UUCAGCCAAUCUGCGCACGGUGACGCUGCGCAAAGGCUGGAUCUAGUCUUGGCUUCAUCAUCAUAUUUAACACACCCACCCAGAUUCACACAUGCUACAAGAAGUGCAUUCUCUUAUCCGGCUGUACUCUUAGUGGUUACCUGGCCCUGCGGGAGGAUUCCUGUCUCCUGUUACCUGUGCAAUUUAUUCCGCUGGUUCGCCUCGGGUGAUUACUCGAGGACUCAAUGUGACAGAAUUACGCACCGUGGAUCGCUGAAUGUGAGAACACGCUUCGACUACUUUUCGGGGACUUUCCCCCUAAAAAGAAAAAACACAAACAUUUAAAUGUGAAGAGCUCCACUUCUCGUGUGUUUUUUUUUUAUUCCAGCUGAUCCGCAGCAGCUCUUUCUCUCGCCGCACAGGAUCGAGGCUGGCUGGCUGGAUGGUGAGACCGAUGCGCGCCGUCGAACCACUUGGACACGCACUUUUUACGGAUCAUUCUCCCCGCGUGUCACGGCAGCUUUUGGAUCCUACUCACUCGUCUGUUGCUCUGUAUUCUCUCUGAAAUAUUCUGUCGACAGGAGGAAAAAAGGGGGAGAGCGGCGGCGGCGGUGGCGGCAGCAGUGAGGAGGAUGUGGCUUGCGCAAAUCGACCGCUGGUCUGAGCCGACUCGACCUGCUUUACCUGGACGCUUGCGGAUGAUUUUGCGCUUCUGAAAUCUCGCUUGGACACCGGCGCGAAUAAAGCAGGACUCUGAUGCUGAAAAUACAAAAGGCUGAACACUGAAUCCUUUACUCAAGACGGCAAGUGAAGAUGGCUCUUAUGUGUUUAAUGUAUAUUUCAUUAGAUUGGCGUCCAGUCUAAUAAACAUCAUCAGCGAUGUAGUCAGCUUGUUCAUCUGCGUGCUCAUCAUUUGCAGUAAAUACUCACAUCUGCUCAAAAGGGAGACCAUGAAGAUGAUCCUCCUGCGCAAAUUCCGUUUUUUGAUCCUCAUGGUGUUCCUUAUUGCAUGCUCCAUGCACAUAAUGAUAGACUUGUUACCGAAGCUGGAGAGGCACGGCAACAGCGGCUGUUCCUGCUCCCACACGCCGAGCGAGGAGCCUCAGAGCUGGGGGAAACAGGGCUGGCCUAACAAGCACACCCUGCGGAUCCUCCAGGACUUCAGCAACGAGCCCAGCUCAAACGUGUCCUCCCACUCCCUGGAGAGGAUCCCGGUUACAGGCGACAAAACGCAGGCGUUCAGGAGGCUUGAGCAUCACGGACAACGUGGUGACAGGAAGAGGCAGUUCAUCCAGGACGCCACGGUGACCAAGAACAUGCCGGUUAAGGGUUCAAGGUUGUCGGCUCUCUAUGAGCAUCCUCUGUACAAAAGAUCCGUGCCACCUCUGACAGAUGAGGACACGCUGUUCAACGUCAACACGGACAUCAGAUUUGACCCCAAAGCAGCAGAGGAUCAGGCAUGGAAUACUGAAGGCAACCUGGAUGAGUUCAGCCCAACAGGGGAGCUGACAGCCGAUUCCUACCCCAACUGGCUCCGCUUCCACAUUGGGAUUAAUCGAUACGAGCUGUACUCCAGACAUAACCCGGUCAUCGAUGCUCUCCUGAAGGACCUGGUCACCCAGAGGAUCACCAGCGUCGCAAUGAAGUCUGGAGGCACUCAGCUCAAGCUCAUCAUGACCUUCCAAAACUACGGCCAGGCUCUUUUUAAACCCAUGAAGCAGACUCGGGAGCAGGAGACCCCACCGGAUUUCUUCUAUUUCUCUGACUUUGAAAGACACAAUGCAGAGAUCGCUGCCUUUCAUCUGGACAGGGUCCUGGACUUUCGUCGUGUCCCUCCCGUGGCUGGCAGGCUUGUCAACAUGACGAAGGAAAUCCGAGAUGUCACACGAGACAAAAAGCUCUGGAGGACCUUCUUCAUUUCACCAGCCAACAACGUGUGUUUCUACGGAGAGUGUUCGUACUACUGCUCCACUGAGCACGCUCUGUGUGGUAAGCCAGACCAGAUAGAAGGAUCCCUGGCUGCCUUCCUCCCAGACUUGGCCCUCGCUAAACGCAAGACCUGGAGGAACCCGUGGAGACGCUCCUACCACAAACGCAAGAAGGCAGAGUGGGAGGUGGACCCAGAUUACUGCGAGGAAGUCAAACAGACUCCACCUUACGACAGCGGGACACGACUGCUGGACAUCAUGGACAUGACGAUCUUUGACUUCCUCAUGGGAAACAUGGAUCGUCACCAUUAUGAGACAUUUGAAAAGUUUGGAAAUGAGACUUUUAUCAUCCAUCUGGAUAAUGGCAGAGGCUUCGGAAAGCACUCCCAUGACGAGAUGUCCAUCCUGGUGCCGCUGACCCAGUGCUGCAGGGUAAGGAAGUCGACCCACUUGCGUCUGCAGCUGCUGGCUAAGGAAGAAUACAAGCUGUCCAUGCUCAUGGCAGAAUCCCUGGUGAGGGACCGACUCAGUCCCAUCCUCAUUCAGCCACACCUGGAUGCAAUGGACAGGCGAUUACGCCAGGUAUUGAAUGUGUUGUCAGAAUGCAUUGAAAAGGAGGGCUACAGUUACGUUGUAGAGGAAGACCUCCAGGGACACCAAGGAACAGACCACGCCCACACCAGCGCACGACAGAGGUAGCUGUCUAGGGGCACUGGCAGCUGGAUAGGACUCAAUCCCUGGACGUUUGGACAUCCAGUCUUUCUCCCAAACUGAACUCAGAUGAGCUCCAUCUGUGCUGAAUUUCUCAGAGGGCUCGAUUUUCUUUUUUGCCGAACUCACAGGAAAGCCCACCUGCCUGAGAUUAAAAUAAGCUGUGUGGAAGUGGAGACCUGCUGGAUAGGACUGGACUUUGAAAAAAAAAAAAAAAAAGUGCAAUGACUGGACCUUACUGGGCCGUACUGAUGCUCGAGACGCAGGUGAUGUCGAAGACUUCUGGAUGGAUCUGGGGGCCCGGGUCACAAACGGAAUUGAACCACCCCGCCUCCAUAUCACCCAGACUCCUUAAAAUAUCCAACCCUGACUCUAGUGUAGGCUAGUCUCACCGCAGCUGACCCAAACACCCACCGACCCACCGCAGCACUACCAAACCAUGAAAGUCUUGCAAGAGACGCCUUCUCUUUGUCUUGUUCAGGACCCUUUUUUGAAUUCAGUGAAUUCUGAGGGACUUAAAGAAGCUCCUGACCCCCCCUCCCCCACCCCGCCCUGCCCUCCCUUCACAAGCUGAAUUAUGUGUUUAUACGUAUUGUUGGUAUUGCAAGUGUUUGGAGUGAACAUUCAUGGUGGAGGAGGAGGUGGAGGUUGAUUUCCUGUUGUCUUAAUUAUCAAAAUGAUGUUUUAUUGAUUUGCGGAAAAAAUGUUUUAUUGCAUAGUGUCUUUUGCUUAUUUGAUUUUUCUGCUGAGCUGAUUCAGCUUCUGUCAUCGGUAUUCACGAUGGAGAUAUUUGAUUGGAGUGCAGGUUUACUCCUGGAUUUUAUCCAUUAAUCUUGCCCAUAAAUGUUACUUGUACUUGAGAGAGUAUUUAUUAUUAAGAUUCAUAUUUAUUGUUUGAAAUGAACAACACACUUCACUUUUGUGUUCAAAUGAACCAUUUCAUUUACAUCACAGUGGUGUACUUCCUCAUUUGCCCAUAAGAGGGCAAACUGAGCAUGUGCAAGUAGCUCCUGGUAAAGUCUUCGCUUUUCACCCCAUUACAAGCAUCCGGCUCGCUUUAGAAUUUGGUUUCUAGCUUCCACAAGUAUUGGUUAGAUCAAAUGAGCAAGUCUCCGCCUGUGUUUACAACAUUUAAUCCAACUACUGUUUUUAUUUCUUUCAAUGCAACAAAUAUGAGGUUAGAUUUAUGUUACCUAAAGCCAAAUGUGACACUAAUAGUUUUUAUAUUAUUGUUUUCUUUGUAAUAUAUUUGAUGUCCAGAUGUUGCUGUUGUGGAGAGAUUAUUUUUCAGGAUGUAUAUUUCAUUCAAAUCCAACAGCUGAUAGAUGAACUGUUGGUGUCAACGAUUCAGUCAUUGGCUGAAAGUUAAUAUAUACCGUAGGAAAAUCUAGUGCCUGUGCAAUGAUAGAAAUACUUGAAUGUCUGGUUUCAUAGCGGAAAGGUUUCAAAUCCUCCCAGGUACGAGUUAUAGAUAAGAUACAGAGGUCUAUCAACAUAAAUGUGUGUGCUGACUCCAACUGUUCCAUAAAGGUUUUAUUAUCUAAGUUUCCAUAGUCCUGUGUCAGAUCAGUACAGUGUGUAUGGACGUAUGGGUGGAUCCAUGGAGAACCUUAAAAUGAUGUGUUCUUAAAGUGAAAAUGCUUCUUUUUUUUCUUUUUCUUUUUUGUUUUUAAAUCAAACUCAUUGUUUCUGUGGAUUUGUUCCAGUUUUCAUUUCUUUGCAUCAUGGUAAAAGUGCAAUAAAACAAAAUAAGCAG
This is a messenger RNA of Larimichthys crocea (large yellow croaker), 4374 nucleotides long. It is a transcript of the gene fam20cb, whose product is annotated as FAM20C golgi associated secretory pathway kinase b. The coding region runs from base 930 to 2606 and encodes 558 amino acids. Gene Ontology annotation, cellular component: Golgi apparatus. NCBI's taxonomy places the organism in Eukaryota, Metazoa, Chordata, Actinopteri, Sciaenidae. Gene Ontology annotation, biological process: protein phosphorylation; enamel mineralization. Gene Ontology annotation, molecular function: protein serine/threonine kinase activity. The record is from RefSeq and is a predicted model, not a curated record. The transcript has 11 exons.